AUGACCACCGCUUACAAUCUUGGACCCAUGGUCGGUGGGAGAAUCCAUCAGUACGCAAAUUCCGCUGGCCAAGUCUAUUACGUUGAUUCCGUUGCAAACACGACAAGCUACGCUAUCCCAAAUGGGUUUGGAGAUGCGCCCGGCUGCUGCAACCCGAGUCCAACUCGCUCCAGCCUGAUGUCGUCCUGGUUUGCUAACUACUACAGGUUCGACAGCUUGCCACAGGUGCCUAAGAUCAGCCCAGCGACCCUGCGCUCGACCCUCUCGACAAGCUCUCCUCUUCACACGUUCACCCUACCUCGCCCGCGCGUCAACACACUUAACAGCCACUCUCUCAUCCUUCUCCCCGACCUUAUCUGCCCCGCGCGUCAACGCGAUCCGCAGCCGCCCUCACAAAUCAACUCGCUCGUCAUGGCAGCCCAAACCCCCGCCGCGGCCGCUGAAACCUACAACAAAUUUGCUGGGUGUUACGUUGGGAUGGGCCAUAACCUUGACAUUGAACGAGCUUUCUUCAUGACGGCAACGGCGCCGUAG
Messenger RNA from Mytilinidion resinicola, 534 nucleotides. RefSeq lists its product as uncharacterized. The coding region runs from base 1 to 534 and encodes 177 amino acids. NCBI's taxonomy places the organism in Eukaryota, Fungi, Ascomycota, Dothideomycetes, Mytilinidiales, Mytilinidiaceae. The transcript has 2 exons. The record is from RefSeq and is a predicted model, not a curated record.